Molecule: messenger RNA, 5187 nt
Organism: Drosophila gunungcola (fruit fly)
Lineage: Eukaryota; Metazoa; Arthropoda; Insecta; Diptera; Drosophilidae
Gene: Hmr
Exons: 5
Coding region: 334-4896 (1520 amino acids)
Biological process (GO): regulation of transcription by RNA polymerase II
Cellular component (GO): transcription regulator complex; nucleus
Source: RefSeq, a predicted model, not a curated record
UCCCCGCAGGCCGCCAUUGUUGUUUUGCACUGUUCGUGGCUGCCACAUCGCUGCAAUUAUGCCGACCGACGCUCCACGAGGGGUGGCAUCGCCGGUAAAUAGUUUGUGACCAGCGAGCAAUUUGCUUUUUUGCAAACGCCGACUUUCUGGCGUCGCAAAACCCGCUUUUCGGGAAAUCGGAUACUUUCAGAUUGCGCUGGACCAAUUGACAAAUAAUUUGUUGGUCAAAAAAGUGUGGAUAACCAGUGGUUACAGCCGGUUGGCCACCGGUCUGUGGAUUCUCCGCGUCGUUUGUGCCGGAAAAGCGCAAGGCUCCUAAAGAUCGUUUUUAACAUGGAUGAGGAGGUCAUAAACGUGGACGAUCCGCUGAUCAUCAAUGUUAACAAUCUCUAUCUUUCCCUCGCAGCCAACAAAAAGAGACGCACGGCGGCCAAUCCCUUACAUGGGAGUGCUGGCGCAGGGCAAGCCCACAUCCUGCAGAGCUGCGAGGCGGAGAGGAUGCUCAUUGCCUUGGUGCGCCGCCAGCCACCUUUGUACGACGCCCGGCAUCCCAGAUUCCAUGACAAUGUCCACCGGGAGCGAAUUUGGCUGCGGAUCGCCCGCCAUUUGGCCACCGAUCUGACCAACUGCCUGGUGGCCUGGGCGGAACUGCGCUGCCGCUACCAGCACCAUGUGCGCCGCCUGCGCGCCUUUCAGCGCAGUGCCGCUCCGGGACGUCCAGGGAGGACACUGCGCCGGCGACCUUGCAUGCGGCACGAAGAGGAGCUGCACUUUCUCUACCCGCACGUGUCCAGAUUCCCACUGAUGGGGGAGAUACCGCCGGGGGCAGAGGCUGCGGCAGCCGUUGAAACUGCGUCGGCGGCAAGUGUGGAAAGCAUUCCCGAGGUGGAGUUCGUGGAACCGCCGCCCGUCGACAUCAUCGAUGUGGAUCUCGAAGAGGAGUCGGCCUACAGCUACCGCUGCACCAGCGACCAGCGUCGCCUCAUAGAGGCUGUGCGCGCCUACCCGCAACUGUACGAUCCCCAUGCGCCGGGCUAUGAGAACACACGACAUCGCGGCCUCAUCUGGGGCGCCAUCUCCAACGAGCUGCACGACAAGGCCACCAAGCUGAUGAAUAGCUGGCUGAAGCUGCAGACGCGCUACGAAUGGGAGUUGAUCCAUCGGCCGUCUCAGAGCAACAGCAAUGGCAGCAGCAGCAGCAGCAACAGCAGCAGCAGCAGCAACAGCAGCUCGGAACUGUGCCAACUGAUGGAUUUCCUGCGGCAUCAUGUCCUGCGCCUGCGCAACACUGUGAGCAAGGCAUCCAAAUACCUGCAGACCGCCUGGCACGAGCCCAUCGAGCACUUCCGUAGCGUGAUGUCGCUGAUCAAUACGAUGCGCAACAUGCCCGAGCUCGUCCAGAUGACGGACGAAUGCCUGGCAUUCAAGGUGAAGCCGCCGCGCUACGAUGAGUUCUGGACGAAGGUCGGCUUGGAGGUGAUGUGCACCCACCAGCGCUGCGAGGUUACCUGGCUGGUGCUGCGCUCCUUCCACAACGAGCUGCAGGCCAUGCGACUGGCCGGCUACCAGCUGCAGGACAAGUGGUACUUCGAGAACGCCCUCAACAGCAUCUUCAAGCAGUUGGCCACGCGUAGCGCCCGUCGCGGCUACAAGCGGCCUCACAAUGGCGCCGUUCUGCCGCGUGUCUUGCCGCCCAUUGAACCCGCUCCCCCCGUCGCCCGUCUGCCCCUGGCCAUUGUCUACCCGCCUGCCACGAAAGUAAUCACUAGAACUAGCACUAGCACUAGCACUAGCACUAGCAAUAGCAAUAGCACUAGCAUCAGUACUAGCACUAGCUCCAGUCCCAUCAUCUCGAAUGCCAAUGCCAGGAAUAGCUGUGGCUCUGGCUCUAGCUCUGGCUCUAGCUCUGGCUCUGGCUCUGGCUCUGGCCCAACAGUCACCAUGGCGAGCAGUCCAAGCGUGGCGGUCGAGUCGUCGGUUCCCUCGUUUGUCAUACCCAAAAUCACGUCGGCCAUAAGUGUGGCAGCCGCCAGCAUGAUGCCCAUGAAGCUGCCGCCGCAGAGUGUGGGCAUGCCGGUGAAGGCACCGCCGCCUAGUACAGUGCCCAUGAAACUGCCGCCCAAUGUGCGGAUUGCACCCAAGGCUGCCGUCGCCAUGGGCGUGGGCCCCAUCCCUGCCAGCAUUCAGCUGGCCGGCUCGAACGCCAGUCCGGGUGGUGCAGUGAAUGCCCUGCCCUCGCGGCCCGGCGUCCAGGUGACGCUGAAGACCAGACAGCGUGUGCCCAAUGUCACGCAGGUGACGUCCUCGAGCACCAUAAUUCGAGCGGUGAACUUGGCCAGCCCGACACAAGCGCCAGCACAGACACAGCCAGCGGCCAGCGGAGUGCCAAUGCAGCGAUUUAGUCAACAGACGGCGCUGAGUGCCUUGCUCAGUGAUCCGCCGGUUUCAGUUGCCCCAGUGUCGCCGACUCCGCUGCCCAUACUGAAACCUGCGGCCACUUUGGUACGCAAAAUACCGGCGAACAGCGGCAUGUCAACGACGGGAACAGUAACGGCUACGGCAGGCACACCAAUGGUGAGGAUCCAUCAGGCGGGUCUGCACAGCGGAUGGGAUGCCCUGCCCAAUGGCUCACCGAUCAGCAAAUCCAUGGGCACAGCAACAUUACCGCCCGCAGCAACUGCAGCAGCAACAGCAGCAGCAGCAACCAUUACUGCUGCACCAAGAGAAGAAGCCACAAGCGGCAAAGCCACAGCUGCGACAAUUCUACAAAAAUAUCGCCCAAUUGCGCCAGCACCGCCGGGCACAAUAAGGAUAGGUAAAGCUGUUGUAGAUCCUAGAGUCACCUUUUCAGCUCCUCUGGCACCAGUGGGCAUGCCAAAAGCAACAGCAAUGGCAGGCACAGCAGGAGCAAAGUUGGCCACAAUAACAACAGCGGCAGCAUCAGCCACAUCGACCAGAACACCAAAAGCUGCAACUGUAUCGGAUGCGUCGGCAAGAGUGGCUACAGCCACGGACACAGACACAGAAGUUAUAGCCAUACCAGAAACGCCAGCAACAGUAGCCCCCUCAGCAACAGCAACAGCAAUCAUUCCCACAGCAGCAACAGCAGUUACAAAUGCAAAGACUGCAGCGGUGGCCAGGACGAAAGCAACAGCAGCAACAGCAGCAGUUGUACCGCAACCCGAUAAAGAACCAACGUCGGAGAUCAACGCCAGCGAAAUAAUAGUGCAUCUGGAGCAGAGUGCGGCCACCGGGAAUCUGCUGCACAUUUGGGGCGGCAACCUGGCCACGCGCUACAAUCUCAAUAUGGUGAGGACGGCGACGCUGAUCCGCGAGGUGAUGGCUGUGCCGCAGCUGCACAAGAAGGAUGCGCGGUUGGCCGAGAAGUGUGACGAGUUCUGGAAGGUCAUCGGCAAGAAGUUCCACAUGCCAGAGGAAGCUUUGCGGGCGUGCUGGAACUUCCUGGCGGACAACAUCAGUAUGUUCCCGCUGAUCGCGCCCAUGUCGGAACUGAUGCGUCCGUUCAAGGGCAGCGUUAAGGUGUGGGAGAAGUCGCACCGCUUGUUCAGCAAAUUCGACGAAAUUGCGCGCAAGUACCUGUGGAUGGAGCACAAGGACGUGCUGCCGGAUAUGAUCCGGCAUUUCCGGAAGCACGAGCAUCUGUACUGCGACCUGAUCAGGCCGCGCCCCGGCGAAAAGGUGACGCCACCGCGCAAGUACACGGAUCAGGAACGCCAGGAGGUGUGGCGCGUGGCACGGAUUAAGUUUCCCAAUCUCAAUCAUCGGGACAUUUGGUCCAUGUUCAAGUUCGCCUUCCGCACGUACAUGGCGGAUCUGGAGCGGGGCAUCGAAAAUCCGUGGCCACAGAACUGGUGGCAGGCGCUGGAGCAGCUAAGGUUCCUGGCCUACGUGCGCUACCAUCCGCUCGAGCCGUACUACUACAUUGUGCACAACAAGAUCUCCGAGGAGGUGAAACGUUGCAGCAUGUACGAGGCUCUGAUGGCCGCCGAUCCUGCCGACAAGAGCAAGCCCACGCCCAGUAGCCUUCUGGCGCGCCUCUCCAAGGAGUCCAUGCCCUGGGAGACGGAGGAGGCCAAGCGCUUGCUCACCGGCCAGCUGAGUCGCCCGGGCAGAUCGGAAGCCGCCUUCCAGCUGAGCACCAAUGCCCUGGCUCCAGUAGCCGCACCUCACACAGAUCCUGUGCCCUCCCCCAAAGCACCAACGGUGGAACCUACCGCUUCCGCUCCCGCUCCCGCUACCGCUAAACAGGCAACAAACGACACAGGACAGUGCGGCAACGGUGUGGCGGCUAUCGCCCCAGCAACCGGCCCAGCAACGCAGGUCCCUGAGGGGACCCGGUUCGGCACCAUGCUGCCCACCAUCGAGGCCUUCCAGCUGACCCAGGUCCUGCGCCGCCAUCCGCACACCUUCGAGCGGGCCAGCACCAUCGACAAGCGAGCCGCCUGGGUGCGCGUAUCAAAGGAGAUGAAUGCCACAGUGACCGAAUGCCGCUUGUGUCUGCAGUAUGCUCUGCGCGAGAUGCGCGUCCUGAAGAUCACGGACCCAACGCAUCGCUGCACCAUGGGGCACAAGUACUACCGCCACAUGACCGAGAUCUACAAGCAGGUGACGCCGAGGGGCCAGCUCAAGGUCCGCACGCCGCAGCAGUUGAAUCAGUCGCUGGCGGAGCCCAUACUGGAAGUUGUGCCGCAGCGAUUCGUGCCCGAGAUCAACACGGCCACCUGCAGCCCCGAACUUGUGGUAAAGAACUGGGCCCAUGCCGUCGGCAACUUGUCCCACGCUGGCCAGGAUGCACUGACCGCCAAGCUGACGCAGCUGUUCUCCAAGUACGCCAAGGAGGCCAACAUCAACUGGGUUUACCCGGCGCCGCCUUAACUCGUUGAGCCCCCGACACACGCAUCUUAAUCUAUGUAUUUACUAAAUUCCCAAUGCGCUCAAUUAUGUCAUCCAAAAGCAUCUUAUUUAUUAUUAAUUGCAUUUAUUGCAAUAAAGCCUUUUUUUUAUCACAAAACUCACAUUACGACGGGUAAACACCCAAAUAAACCUCGAGAGAACUUAAAAGUUGUUUUUACUUUUUGAAUGGAAUUUACAAGUUCCAUUAUAUCUCUGAACUGGAUACUCCGAAAUCUAAAAACCAAACAGAUUUUCUUAAAGUAAUGUAAAAUC